Pseudo-nitzschia multistriata is the source of this 2338-nucleotide messenger RNA. Lineage: Eukaryota; Bacillariophyta; Bacillariophyceae; Bacillariales; Bacillariaceae. The record is from the annotation of a GenBank genome assembly.
CAAUUUGUACUGAUUCCGGACCUGUCACACACACAUUUGCGUUCCUACUGGUAUGCUCUGCUGGUUGGCUCCUCCGACUCGCUUKUAGCGUAGCGGCGGUACGACGACGCACUCGUACGGUAGGUACGCGCAAUCAAAGAAAUUAAAAAUAUUUUACUACUACUUCUUUCUCGUACCGGGUAGAACUAUUUCGUAUUCAUUUUACUACUGCGAAACCAGCAGCGCCUGUCGUCGAAGCUAGCGCAGGCACGAAUUCAAAAUUAUCGUACCGUACGAGUUCUUUUGUCCGGCAACUGUUUUUUUUUCAAGUAGCAUUUUGUUCCACCGAGAAAACGAAGAAGAGACGAUACGGGGUGCAACCAUUCACAAGGAACAUACGGUGCCAUUGGAAAGAAUGGACGAMGACGUUACAAGCACGGGGKUCCCAUUGCGACGAUUUCUGGGUCGGCGRGGAAAGACUACAUCCCUGGCGCUCAUAGUUGCCAUGGGGUUGUAUCUCUGCCUAACGCAAAGACGACAGGUUGGAUCGGUCCGAACCGCGGUCAAAACGGCAGCCUUAGUGGAAGUGACAAGUGGUCCGCAGACCCUGAUGGRACCGGUCGAAGCGAGUGCAAAUGCUACGAUCCACUCCGUGGCAGAUUUGGCAACGACCGAGUCUAGUAAAAUCAUCGGGGGAACAAGCGACGGCAACAAGAGGAAAAAGAAGACCAGGGUAUUCUUGCUGAUGGGGCAAUCGAACAUGGUCGGGUUCGGAAAAGUAUCGGACGAGGCAAAGAAACGAUAUCCGUUCUUUGUGACGAGGAAUCCAAAAACGAACAAAACGACMUGGAAACGAGAUCUCCACGACGAUAGAAYCACACAGGCGAACGAGACGCGGUUAGGCGAGACCAAAACGAAUGGCGUUACCGACGACUCGUUUGKGGAGGUGGAAUCAGUUCGAUUUCGGCGGCGGGUGCGAUACGUCUUUGCAUCGGGUUCCGAGCCCGAGAGCAAGACAAGAAUYGAAAGAAACAUGUGGCUAAGCAUGAAGAACCAGAAAACAGUCGGCCCUGAAAUUGGAAUAGGCUACGAGCUAGGAAUAGCGGACACGGGUAACGAUGACGAUAUCCUGUUGCUAAARAGCUGUAAGUAUUUAUAAUUUUAGCAUGAAUGGAAGUAAAAGGGCUGCGAAAGUCCAUCGGUGGGUGUGCCGGGAGAAUGCCGUGAUCGUUGGCUGCUCGGGAUUCGACAUUGACUUCAGUGGAAUUGAAUCGAAUCAAAAAACCAAUCAAACAUUCAAAAAACUAAACGAUGUUUCACACUUUAUUUCGUCGACUCAAUGAUUGCAGGCGUCGGAAAUCGAGGACUCGGUUGGGAUUUGCUUCCUCCCGGGAGUCCGACGUUUUCUGUCGAACAAGGACAAGACGACAAAAAUGCGACCGGCUGGCACUAUGCAGGAUACAAACAAUACCCCCGACGGUGGAAAAUUGGUGAGACAGGAAAUAGUAUUGACGAUCAGGUUCCUGGCGAUUCACACAAUAGUACACAAAACGCCGCGAAAAACAUGUGGUAUGGUGGAGCUCAGUACGAUGGGGAUGUCGCUCGGGCCAAGUCUGUCUUGACGAACCUAUCACAAUAUAUGGGAUACGACGAUCCCGAAGACGAGAUAAUCUUUGGAAUCAGAACCGAGCACGAGUACGAAAUUUCUGGAUUUUUUUUCUGGCAAGGAGAUCGUGACACAUACCACAGUGAUCCCGUCUAUGCAGAGCGUUACGCCGCCAACCUUGAACGAUUUGUGGUUUCGCUGAAGCGUGAUUUCAAUGCCCCACGGGCGAAAUUCGUGCUGGCCACGCUGGGRCAGAUUCCGAACAGAACUUCYAUUGCCACUGCCAAGACCGCUACGGACGGCAAAACCAGAGAUGGAAGCAGGGAGAAUGYAACUGGGCAGAGCCCUCAGAUAGACGAGAAAAAGAAGACGAAAAAGCAAAAAGAUAUGGAGGCCGCGCUGCGAAUCGAAAAGCAGGAACGAUUGGUCUUUGAGGCGCAGAUGAACCUUCCAGAACGACCAGGAUUUGUUGGAAACACGGCAUGYGUCUAUACCUAUCCUUACUGUGUGCACGACGAAGCAAAGAAGGACGACAGCUCGAAGAAAAGUAGCGUUCAACCAUCCUCAACAAAUCAUUACAAAGGCAAACUUGAUAUCUUUGUAAAGGUGGGAUGUGCAAUGGGACGCGCUAUGCUAGAGCUUCUCGCGCAAUCAGACAACGAUGGGUGACACAAUUCCAAACAACACAAGGAACACGAUCGCAAAAGUUUUCUAUUGAUUGGAUUUCGUAUACAAGAAACAAUUGAGUUAGAU